Molecule: messenger RNA, 483 nt
Organism: Thunnus maccoyii (southern bluefin tuna)
Lineage: Eukaryota; Metazoa; Chordata; Actinopteri; Scombriformes; Scombridae
Product: leptin-like
Exons: 2
Coding region: 1-483 (160 amino acids)
Biological process (GO): signal transduction
Cellular component (GO): extracellular region
Molecular function (GO): hormone activity
Source: RefSeq, a predicted model, not a curated record
AUGGACUACAGCAUCGUGGCCAUCCUAUUUUCUCUUUUGCACGUUUUGAAUGUGGGCACAGCUGCUCCGCUGCCAGUGGAAGUAGAGAAGGCGAAAGUGGAACGGAUGGCUAAACAGCUGAUUGUUAAGCUGAACAAAGACUUCCAGGGCCCUCCUGGCCGGACACUUACUUCACCCGCUGAUAAUUUGGAUGGACUUUCCUCCAUAGUGAUGGUCUUGGAGGGUUAUAACAACCUGAUCUCAGAAAACUUCAACGGGGUCUCCCAGGUGAAGUCUGAAAUCUCUUCGUUGACGGGUUAUCUUGAUCAGAGGGUGAAGGGGUCCUGCAGCAAGCAUCUGACAAAAACCUCAGUGCCUGGACCGCUGCAGGAGCUACAGAGUCGAAAGGCGUUUAUUCACACUGUGAGCAUUGAGGCUCUAAUGAGAGUGAAGCAGGUCCUCAAUCAGCUGCUGAAGAACAUGGAUCACCUGAAAACUUGCUAG